Debaryomyces fabryi is the source of this 1230-nucleotide messenger RNA. RefSeq lists its product as uncharacterized. Gene Ontology annotation, molecular function: FAD binding; monooxygenase activity. Bases 1 to 1230 code for a protein of 409 amino acids. NCBI's taxonomy places the organism in Eukaryota, Fungi, Ascomycota, Pichiomycetes, Serinales, Debaryomycetaceae. The transcript has a single exon. The record is from RefSeq and is a predicted model, not a curated record. Gene Ontology annotation, biological process: secondary metabolite biosynthetic process.
AUGUUUCAAUUAAACGUUAUUGUUUGUGGUGGUGGUCUUGGUGGUAUUGCUUGCUCUAUCGGUUUAAAAAGAAAGGGACAUAAUGUCACCAUUCUUGAAGGAGCAUCACAGCUAAAUGAGGUUGGAGCUGGUAUUCAAAUUCCUCCUAACAGUGUAAAAAUUCUUAAAGAAUAUGGAAUCUUAGACAGAUUUUUACCAUACAUUACUAAACCAAAGAAUAUUAAUCUCAGAAGGUACGACACGGGUGAAGUUAUCAGUCGUACACCAUUAGACCCAGACAUGACUGAUAAUUACGGCUAUCCAUACUUAUUAAUUCACCGUGCCGAUUACAUUAGAUUAUUAUACGAAGCAGCUACUGAAAUGGGUGUUGUCUAUAAGACAAAUUCCAGAGCUGUGUCUGUCGACCAAGAGACUGUUACCGUUACGGUUGAAACCGGUGAAGUUUAUUCAGCCGAUGUUAUUGUUGGUGCCGAUGGUAUUCGGUCUGUGGUUCGUGAUACUGCUGUAGUUACAAGUAAAACAGUUGAACCAACCCCUUCUUCCAAUUGUGCAUUUCGUGCUACUAUUCCAAGAGCAGAAAUGUUAUCGGAUCCAAUUGUUGCUCACCUCAUGCACGAUAUCAACUCAAAUUGUUGGAUUGGUUAUAGAAGACAUGUUAUGGCAUAUCCUAUUAGAAAUGGUGAGUUAUAUAAUAUGGUAAUGUCUCAUCCUGGAAAAGCUUCUGUUGGAAAGUGGAGUGAGCCUGGCAACCUUGAGGAAAUGAAGGCUCAUUAUCAUAACUUUGACCCAAUUGUUAGACAACUUCUUACUCAUGUCAAUUCUGUUCUCAAGUGGGUCCUUGCUGAUUUGCCUAUGCUUCCACGUUGGGUCAGUGAAAGCGGGAGAGUUGUUAUCAUAGGUGAUGCUGCACAUGCUAUGUUACCAUAUUUAGCUCAAGGCGCUGCUCAAGCUAUUGAAGAUGGUUGUAGGUUAGCCGAAGAAUUGAGUAAAUGUACAUCUAAGUCUGAUAUUCCAUCGUCUCUCAGAGGGUUUGAAAGAUUGAGAAAGAAGAGAGCUGAUACUAUCAAGGCUGGUGCCGCGAAGAACGCCCAUAUCUGGCAUUUGCCAGAUGGUGAGGAACAGGAAGAAAGAGAUGCCCUUAUGAAACCUAGAGAUGGGCAUAACCCAGACCAAUGGUCCGACAGUGAGUUUCAAAGAUGGUUAUUUGGUUGGAAUGCGUUUACUGAUUAG